Molecule: messenger RNA, 2001 nt
Organism: Haemonchus placei
Lineage: Eukaryota; Metazoa; Nematoda; Chromadorea; Rhabditida; Trichostrongylidae
Source: the annotation of a GenBank genome assembly
AUGUCAAGCAGCCGACCAGCGGCGCGUGUCUUUUUCGCCGUUGAUGUUGAAGAUCUGCAACCUUCUGAAUUUGUACUCGUUACUGGUUCUACAUCGUCUCUUGGGAAAUGGGACCCUCUCAAAGCAAAAACACUGACUCAGGAUGCCGACCGACCUACUCGUUGGCGUGGCUAUGUGGAUACAACGGACGAUGAAGUCCGUUUUCGCUAUUUCAUUGGCUACUUUCUAUGCGGUGAACAGGGACAGCGUCUGAUCAUAGGUCGAUGGGAAUCCUUUCUACAUCCGCGAACCGUUACGCUGAAAUCGGAUCAGAAAGGAGGCGUGUUUCGUGCGAACCACGUUGACAUCUUCGGUUAUUACGGUCAGUCAGCAGCAGCAGGACGAAAGACUUUGUCGGACGGGUGGUUGCAAUACGAUGACGAAAAUCAGAUUUUGCUUCGGCUCCAUGGUACAGCAUUGAAGUUCUACAAGUCUGCAAAAGACCGAAAGAACUGUACAGUAAGAAUCAAUCCCAUGGACGUCCGGCAUCGAUUGAAAAGUGGUGCCCACAUCAAUUUCAAUUACGGUGUGGAUGAAGAAGAUGAUGAAGACGAUAACGGUUUGCCGCCCUAUCCCAGCCAUUCAGCAAUAUCUGUGGCCGUUCUCUCUGACAAAAAUCCAAAGUUCAGACAGCAACCCGAUGUUGGCAUUAAGUUUAAUAAUAACAUCGACUACGUUGUAUAUAAGACUCACUCAGUUGCUGUUGAAUUUCUGGCGUUUUACGUUGAGAUCUUUUCGGAGGAAGGAAAAAGGAUAGGCGCAUGCUAUGCUUUGCCGUCUUCGCUAUCCGAUUCAUGUGGUCUAUCGCAACUGCCCUUUAUUAACUCCUCGGGAAGGCCUAUAGGUCAAAUUACAGUGGAGUACCUUUUUGUCCGAAAUCUGCGCAAACCAAUUCCUGUGCAGACUAUGGAAGUCUCAUACACUAGGCACUGGAAAAAGAGAAACACAAUAGAAGUUGGUCACCGAGGAGCAGGAAACUCCUUCACGAAGUUUGCUGCAGCUCGUGAAAAUACCAUAUUUUCGUUGAACACGGCUGCAAAAAAUGGAGCCGAUUAUGUGGAGUUCGACGUGCAACUGACGAAGGACAAGGUGGCUGUGAUUUACCAUGAUUUCCAUGUGCUUGUUUCUGUGGCGAAGCGCCACUCCACGGGAACUUUUCCGGAAGUUUUGAAACCUUCUGACAUACACAGCGAAAAGCACAUAGACUAUCAUGAAAUUCCUGUCAAAGACCUGAAGCUCAACCAGCUCAAGCUUCUUAUGUUGGAUCAUAUCAGCUUCCCUCAUCAUAAGGAGAACGUGAAAAAGCUUGUGGAAGAUGUCGAUGAACAAGAAGACUUCAAACCUUUCCCUACUUUGGUAGAAGCCCUGUCAAAAGUGGAUCCAGAUGUGGGGUUCAACGUGGAGGUCAAAUAUCCAAUGAUGCAAUCGAACGGUCAACACGAGUGUGAUCACUACUUUGAGCGGAACGAGUUCAUCGAUGUUGUAUUGGCUGAUCUUUUGAAUAAUGCUGGAAAUAGAAGGAUCAUGUUCUCCAGCUUCGAUCCGGAUAUUUGCUCUCUAAUAUCAAUGAAGCAGAACAAGUAUCCGGUUCUAUUCCUCUGCGUUGGAGAGACACAACGUUACACCAGGUUCCAGGAUCAACGCAGUAGCACCAGUUUGACGGCUGUCAAUUUCGCUGCUGGAGCUGACAUAAUGGGUGUCAACUUUAACUCAGAGGACCUUUUGAACGAUCCAUAUCCAGUCAAACGGGCCAAUGAUUUCGGUCUUAUAACCUUUGUGUGGGGAGAGGAUUUAGACAAAAAGGAGAACAUUAACUAUUUCAAGAAGGAACUAGGUGUUGAUGGCCUUAUAUAUGACAGGAUUGGAGAAGAUGAACGCCGUAGAAAUGUAUUUAUCGUUGAGCGUGAACUCAAACGUGCACUGUUCAAAAUAGGAUCUGGAUAUAACACACCGCAAAGGUAA